Messenger RNA from Solanum dulcamara, 2454 nucleotides. RefSeq lists its product as uncharacterized. Bases 397 to 2187 code for a protein of 596 amino acids. The record is from RefSeq and is a predicted model, not a curated record. The transcript has 16 exons. Lineage: Eukaryota; Viridiplantae; Streptophyta; Magnoliopsida; Solanales; Solanaceae. Gene Ontology annotation, cellular component: transcription factor TFIIIC complex. Gene Ontology annotation, biological process: transcription initiation at RNA polymerase III promoter.
UGAUUAGGAGGUGUCUUUUAUCCUUUUUAACAAUUUUUUUUUCUCUGUAAAGUCCGUACUCUUCCCUACCAAAUUCACCGCUUCACUUCAUCUUACAGCAACAACAAACCAAAAUAGAAAAAAAAAAACAGUGAAGAAUUCUAAUAAAAGGGUGCUUUGCCCAAGCUGUACAAUUUCAAUGGCCGCCAAGGAAUAGAAGAAAUUAAUAGAGGAGAAGCAAUUUUUUUACGUCCAAAGUACAAAUUCUUCAAGUUUGGUUGGUGUUUGAUUACCUAGUGAUACCUAUAAAAUUGCAUAAAUUUAGUCGAAGAAAAACCAAACUUGUAGCUCAUAUCUCUGGACUAUACAGCCAUCAGCAAACAAUUUCGCCGCCUGCCACCGUCACAAUCACCGAGUAUGGGGAUUAUAAAAGACAGUUCAGUAUCAGGAAAAUUACCCACUAACAAGGUCUUUGCUGUUCAUUACCCUGCUUACCCUUCUUCAGUGGAACGUGCUGUUGAGACUCUUGGUGGCAUUCAAGGUAUUGUCAAGGCUCGAACUUCACAGUCAAAUAAGCUGGAGCUCCAUUUCCGGCCAGAAGAUCCUUAUUCACACCCUGCCUUCGGGGAGCUUAAGCAUAGCAAUAACUUCUUGUUGAAAAUAUCCAAGUGUAAAGUAAGGGAUGUCCAAUCUACUGAUAGUAGCUGUGGAAUAUCGAUACAAUCUUCAAGGAGUCCUGUUAAUUGUGAACAAGAAAAUUUUUUAGAUGCACAGAAGGUGAACGAGUCUAGAGGUUUAUCUGCUGCUGCUUCAAAAGAAAUUGAAGUGCAGACAGCUACUAAUUUGCAGGAGCAUCUCUCAGCAAAUAUUGUUUCUCAUGUUUCUGAAGCUUAUCAUUUUAACGGAAUGGUAGACUAUCAGCAUGUUCUCGCUGUUCAUGCUGAUGUUGCAAGAAGGAAAAAGAGACAGUGGGCAGAGGUGGAACCUAAAUUUGAGAAGGGAGGUCUUAUGGAUGUUGAUCAGGAGGAUUUGAUGAUAUUACUACCUCCUCUGUUCUCCUCAAAAGAUACGCCUGAUAAUAUUGUAUUAAAAUCUUGUACAAGUGUCGGCUCGAAAAGAAAACAAGAGGGACGACACAAUUGGGAGAGGGAGAUGGAGCCGAGUCUUGCAAUUGAUUUUACUAUCAAAGAGAUUCCAAAGCCAGUGGAUUGGGAAAAGUACAUUCCUCAGGGCUCAGAUCGUUGGAGAUGGCAGAAGGCGGUAUCUGAAUUGUUUGAAGUGCGUAAAAUAUGGGCCAAAGAGUCAUUGGCUGAGCGUUUGUAUGAUGGGGGUCUGAAAUUUCGAGAUAACAUGCUAAAAAGGCUUCUUUGUGGAGUAGCAUAUUACUUUUUGAAUGGGCCUUUCCGUAGAUUCUGGAUAAGAAAAGGUUAUGAUCCUCGGAAGGAUCCUGAAUCCCGCAUAUACCAGAAUAUUGAUUUCCGAGUGCACCAUGAAUUACGAAGCUACUGUGAGAGCCGUUUGUCAUCUGGAUUGCAACAUCGAUGGGAUGAUAUGUGUGCCUUCCGUGUUUUUCCGUAUAAAUGUCAGCUAUCAUUGCAGCUUUGUGAACUCAAGGAUGACUACAUUCAACAAGAAAUCAGAAAACCUUCAAAGGAAGAAACUUGCAAUAGUGCAACAGGAUGGUUCUCCUUUCAUACUGUUGAUUGCUUGAGACGUUGUAUUGAUGUGAGAUUUAUGUCAGUAUGCCCUCAUCCCCGUGCUGAGUUUUUACUAAAUUCUAUGUCCACCCGCUUCGAAAAGUCAAAGAGGAUUCACACUUAUGUGAAAGUUGCAAGACCGGAAGAGCAAGAAAAAGUCAAUAAAGAAGCAGAAAACAAUGAAGUCGAUGAACAAGCAGAAACCCGUGAGGUUGAUGAACCUGAUGAUUUAGAAGAUUAUGAAGAUGAAUUUGACGAUGAUAUUGGUGAAGAGGAGAUGGAUGCAUAUGAAUCUCUUGACCUCGCUGUCCAGGAAGGGGAUGUCUCUCUACAUGAUGAUCCACAUACAAACCAUGAUAAUGUUUCAAGGGAUUACUUGCAAGAGCUAUUUGGCAAUUUUCCAUCGGGUACAGCAGGGGUGGAUGAAGUGAAAGAUGAUCAAAGUAUUGGAGAAUAUCAGAUAUAUGACCAAUACAACGAUGACUCUUAUUCCGAAGAUGAAGACUACUAAGACAUCAUGCUAAUUAGUGAUGGAGUGAAGAGCUGAUGCUGCAGCAAGGGGUGGGAAUAUAUUAUAUUUUUGGGGUAUAUACUUAGAAAUCAACUAAGUUUUCACUUGUUCUUCUUUGCUUCUAACGAAAGGAUCAUAAGAGGAAGUAUAAAUAUAUACUCUUUUGUGAAGGGAUUUGCAAAUAGUCCAAGGGAUAUUUUACACCUUUUUCCAUGCAUAUGACCAAAAUAAUAAAAUACUCUCCCUAGCCUGCAAAUAGGCAUAUCA